Messenger RNA from Penicillium cinerascens, 642 nucleotides. RefSeq names its product guanylate kinase. Gene Ontology annotation, molecular function: GMP kinase activity. Lineage: Eukaryota; Fungi; Ascomycota; Eurotiomycetes; Eurotiales; Aspergillaceae. The record is from RefSeq and is a predicted model, not a curated record. The coding region runs from base 1 to 642 and encodes 213 amino acids. The transcript has a single exon. Gene Ontology annotation, cellular component: cytosol. Gene Ontology annotation, biological process: purine nucleotide metabolic process.
AUGGUCUCGUGUGCGCCUUCACCUUUCAACCAGAUCCCCAGGAGCCAGGCUAACAUCAUCCCCGCAGCACCUCAAGAUCGUCGACCUAUAGUCAUCUCCGGACCUUCCGGUGUCGGCAAAGGAACGCUGAUCCAAAAGCUUGUCGACGCACACCCUGACACAUUUGGAUUAGCCGUAUCUCAUACAACACGAAAACCGCGACCGGGCGAAGUAGAAGGCGUUGCUUACUUCUUCGUUUCUCCCUCCGAGUUCUCAUUCCUCUUCUCGCAAGACAGUUUCGUGGAACACACAUGUUUCAGUGGCAACUACUACGGCACGAGCAAGCAGACCGUCGAUGAUCUGACUAGCAAAGGGUUGGUAGUGAUCCUGGAUAUCGAAAUAGACGGCGUCAAGCAGUUGAAGUCGAACCCCAGCAUUGAUGCGCGGUAUAUUUUCAUUAAGCCACCCAGCUUUGAAACACUCGAGGCGCGUCUCAGAGGUCGCAAAACCGAGAGCGAGGAGAAAAUUCGGGAAAGGCUCUCCCGGGCCAAAGUCGAAAUUGAGUACGCCGAGUCUCAGCGCGAUCAUGAUAAGAUCAUCUGCAAUGACAACAUUGAAGAGGCGUACAAGGAGCUUGAUGAGUUUGUAUUUGGGAUCACGUAG